GUGAAGUCUGAGAGCAAAUGUAACCGGAAGUCUAGUUCCGCAGGCAGCUCAUCAAUGGUUUGGAGGUAGACAUGGCGGCAGCUACAGCACCAGCGGUCCCUGAGCAAACACCUAAAUCAUCGCCACCGGCACUCGUGCCGUUUAACUUUUCUGAGCCCCCGAUUAUCGAAGGCUUCAACCCUUUGCCGAGAGUCAAAGAUGAGACCUUCAAAGAAAAAUUGAUUAGAAAAACAAAGGAGAACCCUUUCGUCCCAAUAGGUUGUUUGGGAACAGCAGGAGCGCUGAUUUAUGGCCUCCGUGCCUUCAAUCAAGGGAAAACCAGGCAGUCCCAGCUGUUGAUGAGGGGACGUAUCUUUGCUCAAGGCUUCACUGUAGUUGCCAUUAUUGUUGGUGUCUUUACCACAGCUGUGAAAUCCAAGUAAUGAAGACGGACCAAUCCCACACCUCUGCCACCGCCUAUUCAACUCGGAAUCAGAACCAGAUCCAACAUGGAAGUGAACUGAUUUUACUGUUUGAAUGAACUGAAUAAUGCAUUCAUGUUUCAAGCAUUGUUCAGAUAUUUAGUUAAUGCCAACACUAUUUAUUGUUUGAAAACUAAAUUGCUCAUGGUGAUAAAAUUUUAAGCUUCAGGCUAGCACUAUGGAACAACAAAGUAUAACCGGCUCCGUACCAGACCAGCAAGCUGGAUUUGACCUUUAUUGCGCUAUAAUAACACUGAAGCAAAAAACGCUGAUAAAUAAUAAAUUAUAUGCUUCUUGUGCUUUAAGGUUAUAUUUCAAAUGUUCCCAUGUAUUGUCACUGAAUAAUCAAUAUAACACCUGAUUAUACAUUUUCAUUUGAA
This is a messenger RNA of Sander lucioperca (pikeperch), 841 nucleotides long. RefSeq names its product HIG1 hypoxia inducible domain family, member 2A (gene higd2a). Gene Ontology annotation, cellular component: mitochondrion. The transcript is spliced from 2 exons. Lineage: Eukaryota; Metazoa; Chordata; Actinopteri; Perciformes; Percidae. The record is from RefSeq and is a predicted model, not a curated record. Gene Ontology annotation, biological process: mitochondrial respirasome assembly. Bases 72 to 422 code for a protein of 116 amino acids.